UUUCACCCCCCGCCGACCCGGAAGCAGACGCUAGUCGCGAGCUGUUUCCCAUCGGUGGAGUAAAGAUGGCUGACCAGGGCGCCGCAGAACCCGCGAAUAACAACAAUAAAGCUGACGCCGUGGAGGGAACCAUCAUUAAGGUCACCGUCAAGACCCCCAAGGACAAGGAGGAAAUCGCUAUCGCUGAAGAUUCGUCCGUCACGCAGUUCAAAGAGGAGAUCUCCAGGCGCUUCAAAGCCAAGCAGGAUCAGUUGGUUCUGAUCUUCGCCGGUAAGAUCCUGAAGGACGGCGACAGCCUUAGCCAGCACGGAAUCAAAGAUGGCCUGACAGUGCACCUGGUCAUCAAGACGGCACAGAAGGCCUCAGAUGGAGGCAACACCUCGGCCCAGAGCUCCUCGUCCACUCCCGUAGAAAGCACCAGCGCCUCCAAUCCGGGCAGCGCACCUUCCUCCUCCGGGUCCGCCGCCAACUCCGCCCCACCGCCCGCUCAAUCGGCCAACCUACUGAGUGGUUUCGGCGACUUGUCCAACUUGGCGGUGCUGGGCAUGGGCUCGUCCAACUUCAUGGAGCUGCAGCAGCAGAUGCAACGGCAGCUCAUGUCCAACCCGGAGAUGCUCUCGCAGAUCAUGGAGAACCCUUUAGUGCAGAACAUGAUGUCCAACCCAGACCUGAUGCGCCAGAUGAUCGUGUCCAAUCCGCAGAUGCAGCAGCUGAUGGAGCGCAACCCGGAGAUCUCGCACAUGCUCAACAACCCAGAGCUCAUGAGACAGACAAUGGAGCUGGCUCGCAACCCGGCCAUGAUGCAGGAGAUGAUGCGCAACCAGGAUCGGGCACUCAGCAACUUGGAGAGCAUCCCGGGCGGCUACAACGCCUUGCGCAGGAUGUACACCGACAUCCAGGAGCCCAUGUUUAGUGCAGCCAGAGAGCAGUUCGGCAACAACCCAUUCUCAGCCCUCGGCGGCGGCUCAGAGUCUGGCGCGCAACCGUCGCGGACGGAGAACCGCGAGCCCCUGCCCAAUCCCUGGGGUCCACCCAAUGCCUCGAACCCCCCGGAAAACGGCGGCACGGCGGGAGGAACCGGCGCCCCCGCUACCGGCACCAACCCCACCGUGUCCAACCCGCUGGGCGUCAACCCUAACAGUCUGGGAAACGGAAUGUUCAACAGUCCAGGCAUGCAGAGCCUCUUGCAGCAGAUCUCGGAAAACCCUCAGCUCAUGCAGAACAUGCUGUCCGCUCCAUACAUGCGCAGCAUGAUGCAGUCGCUGUCCCAGAACCCAGAGUUGGCCUCACAGGUUAUGAUGAAUAACCCCUUAUUUGCCGGAAACCCACAGCUGCAGGAACAGUUUCGGUCUCAGCUUCCCAUUUUUCUCCAGCAGAUGCAGAACCCAGAAGCGCUAUCAGUGAUGACGAACCCACGCGCCAUGCAAGCGCUCAUGCAGAUCCAGCAGGGCCUACAAACGCUGCAAACGGAAGCACCGGGCCUCAUGCCCAGUUUGAUGUCAGGCGGCCUUCCCGGUGGGAUUCCGGGCGGCGUUCCCGCAGGCGUACCCAGCGGCAUUCCCACGAGCGGCACCGCGCCCACCGAGAAUCCCGCGUCCUCACCCAGCGGCACCGGGACAGCGCCAAAUGCCGCCCAGCAGCAGCUGAUGCAACAGAUGCUCCAAAUGUUUGCAGGAGGAGGCACAGCGAACCAGACCCCCGAGGUCCGCUUCCAGUCGCAGCUGGACCAGCUGAACGCGAUGGGAUUCAUCAACCGCGAGGCCAACCUGCAGGCCCUCAUCGCCACCGGAGGCGACAUCAACGCCGCUAUCGAGAGACUGUUGGGCUCGCAGCCCUCGUAAAGACGCGCGCACGCAGUACAUACUGUCGCACCGCAUUCAUACAUACACACACACAAACAAACACACCACACCCACAGACAAAAAGUAUCGCCUAUCGCUCCCCAAACUUUACAAAGACACUUCAGGCAAGAUCUGACUCCUCCAUAAUGUUCUCCAUUCCAUUUCUUUCCCUUUUUUGGGGGGGGUGCCCCCAAUCCAUCCACUUUGUGUCGCGACGGGUGGUCUCAUUCAUUUAUUUGCAACAGUAAGAAGGCUCUCAGUAAUGGAGAUCAGGAGAAAAUGACUUUCCAAAGUCUCAUUUGUUCCUCCUUCACGAUAAAAGCAACAAUUGCGGCUUUCCAGAUUCAAAACGUUGCCCUCCGCACUUGUUAAUUUGUCAUUCCAAGUGAUAUAAAAAGUGUCUUUGUGUGUCAGAGGCACCGCUGCUGUGCCUUUUGUGUCCUCCCCGUCAAUGCGAGACCUCCACGCAUGUGUGGCUGUGGCUGUGUGUGCACGGAAGGGUCGGGAAAGGGGGCGGUCCCACGUGAAAUCCACACAUCCGCACAUCACAGGACUUUUCAGACGCAAACAAUUGGCGCCGUCGAUGUCACCAAUAUGAAUGAAGCAAAAUGAGUUCUUUUUUCUUUUCAUUUUAAUCUGAUCUUGUUCUUUUUUUUAAGUGAAUUGAAAUUCAACGAUGAAAAUCAGAUGAAUCAGUUUUACAAUGUGAAUUCUAGUAUGAUGGGCCUACCCAAAACAGGUCAGGAAAAUGAAAGAAAUCUAGCGCUAGGUCGUCGUUUAUCGUUUCUCUCUUUUGGAAAAUCUCGGCAAUGUAGUUGUGGUAACCACGGCAACUGCUUCUCCAGCUUUGCUUUGUUCAUUGACUACGGCUCAAAA
Molecule: messenger RNA, 2717 nt
Organism: Corythoichthys intestinalis (scribbled pipefish)
Lineage: Eukaryota; Metazoa; Chordata; Actinopteri; Syngnathiformes; Syngnathidae
Gene: ubqln4
Product: ubiquilin 4
Exons: 11
Coding region: 66-1841 (591 amino acids)
Biological process (GO): ubiquitin-dependent protein catabolic process
Cellular component (GO): cytosol
Molecular function (GO): polyubiquitin modification-dependent protein binding
Source: RefSeq, a predicted model, not a curated record